AUGGCGACAAAAGCCACCACCGUCGCGCCCCUGGUGCAGCAAUACAUCACCAGCCAGAAAGUCGGCGUCGUCGUCUCGGCCGGCAAGAUGUCCCGCGCAGUCAAGGUCCGCGUCGCCGGACAAGAAUGGAACAAGACGUUCCGCAAGCACUUCCCCUCGCACAAGCACUACACCGUCUCGGACCCCAACAACUCGCUCGUCGAGGGCGACGUCGUCCGCAUCACCUCGGGCCACCGCACAUCGUCCACCAUCAGACACGUCGUGACAGCCAUCGUCGCGCCCUUUGGCGAGCCCGUGGAGAACAGGCCGCGCGUGCUCAACGCGGACGAGCUGGACACGCUGAGGACGCAGGAGAGGCUGUUGAAGGACGUGAGGGCCGCAGAGAGGGGGAGAGAGGCGAGCGUGCAGAGACUGGCCCAGGCUGCCAAGCAGGGCGUCAGGAUCCCAACCCUGGAAGAGGCUGUGGAAAAGUUGCGCGUGCACGAGGAGACAGAGAAGACGAGGGCGGCGAACAAGGGUGGAAAGGAGGCGCAUCGUGGGCAGGGCGGACAGACGGAGACGAAGCGAGAAAGGAGGAAAGCCGAGAAGGUCAAGAGCAGAGCGGAGAGACAUGCUGCGGAAAGGGCCGAGAGCGCGAAGAAACAGGUGGUAUAA
Messenger RNA from Ascochyta rabiei, 654 nucleotides. RefSeq lists its product as uncharacterized. Gene Ontology annotation, biological process: translation. NCBI's taxonomy places the organism in Eukaryota, Fungi, Ascomycota, Dothideomycetes, Pleosporales, Didymellaceae. Gene Ontology annotation, cellular component: mitochondrion; ribosome. The record is from RefSeq and is a predicted model, not a curated record. The transcript has a single exon. Bases 1 to 654 code for a protein of 217 amino acids. Gene Ontology annotation, molecular function: structural constituent of ribosome.